Anopheles maculipalpis is the source of this 366-nucleotide messenger RNA. RefSeq lists its product as uncharacterized. The record is from RefSeq and is a predicted model, not a curated record. The coding region runs from base 1 to 366 and encodes 121 amino acids. Lineage: Eukaryota; Metazoa; Arthropoda; Insecta; Diptera; Culicidae. The transcript is spliced from 2 exons.
AUGAAGUUACCUUCAACGUUGUUGGCUUUGACAGCCAUACUAACGCUCUAUGCACCUGCAGUGUCAGCGUGCAAUUUCGGUCUUGGAAGUCGUGUUAGAGGUGAAAAUGUGCUGGCUACAAUUACAGUUACAAAGCGAGCAAACGAAGGUCCAGAAAACCUGAUCAUGCAGCUUGACUAUAAAGCUUCUCCACUGAUUAACCAGGAGAUUACCUAUGCCGCUAUCCGGACAGAAUCAUCGACUUCCUGCAGGUUUUCCUAUCCUGCGACCAAUAACAGCAAACGUGUGCAAGCAACACUUGAAAGUACUGUCCCGAUAUCAGAAAUGGUUGUGACCAUGACAGUGUACGGGUUUAACUGGGCUUAA